Rana temporaria (common frog) is the source of this 839-nucleotide messenger RNA. RefSeq names its product family with sequence similarity 183 member A (gene CFAP144). The transcript is spliced from 4 exons. The record is from RefSeq and is a predicted model, not a curated record. Gene Ontology annotation, cellular component: ciliary base. Lineage: Eukaryota; Metazoa; Chordata; Amphibia; Anura; Ranidae. The coding region runs from base 90 to 512 and encodes 140 amino acids.
AUUUCUGUCAGGCACCUACAAAGGCACACGGGCGGGGUCCUGGCCGUCUCUAUGGUAACGGGACGCGCUAGAUCUCCGUGUGGAGGAAGAUGGCGGCGCCUGCAGCGGUAGGAGGCCGGGAGAGAGCGGUGCGGGAUGAGGUGACACUGAACGCCAUUCAGCGGGAGACCGUCCGGAAGGAGAACCGCUGCCAGAGGCUGGUCACCGAAUUCACCAUCAACCCCUUCCACCAGGUUCAUGCCGUUACCGGGAAGCCGAUGUCAAGACACGACAAUCAGAAUGAGGUCGCUGAUGAAAACUUCCUGAAGAUAUUCCAUCACAAUGCUCUGGAGCCGACCAAGAAAUACACGGAACCCCAAACCACCAGCCAGGAGAUUGGUUGGAUCACACAGCCAUUGAUUAGUAUUGACCGGACAGAUAGAAGACUACAUUACCAGCGCCAGAAAACCGAGAUCACCACCUACAUGGAGGCCGCAUGGAAAAUGAAAGAGCAGAGUGUCAACCUGCAAUAGUACUCAUCAUUGGAUUUCCGGGGGGGGCCUUUGCUUCAGUUUCAUCUGCAAUUGGAACAUAACGAUCCAAUAAUAAUAACUUAUUAUUUGUUUAGAUGCAGCAUUUGUUAUUUCAGAUAAUUCGUAACUUCGGAUAAAUUCAUAUUGAUUACAUUCAACUAACAGCCAAAUUUGAAAGGAAAUUCCAAUACCUAUAAUUGAAUAGUUAUUUUGAAUUUCCGAAAUUCAAGAUUUCGGAAUUAACCAAUUAGUCAAAAUUUGUUAAAAGAGGUUGUAAAGGUAACAUUUUUAUUCCCUAAAUAUCUUCCUUUACCUUAGUGCAGUCCU